UUCGGACUGUGAUUGUGUUUUGGGAUUUACAAAUAUGAGUGGAAUUUAUGAGGUAAAGAUGGACGGCAUGUUUGUUACUGUAGAGUGUGUUCUAUCGGACGGAUACGCUUACACGGUGAUACUUAGUCGACAUGAUGGUAAGGUAGACUUUAACAGAAGUUAUGGUGAAUAUGAAAAUGGCUUUGGAUCACCGAGCACUGAAAUAUGGCUAGGAAACAAGUACUUUUUCUUCCUCACAUAUUAUCGAUGGUCGAUUUUGAGAAUUGAAUUAGUAUACUCCAAUUAUAGUGUAGAUGUUGAGUAUGAACAUGUAUCGUUGGGCCAUCUCCGCUAUAAUUAUCGACUUCACAUUCAUGGUUUUUCGGGAAAUACAAGUGACAUGAUGUCAUAUUUAGAUGGACGCCGCUUUGGAGCCAAUGACUACGAUCCUGGACAAUGUGGCUGUCCAAUUUUGGCGUCUUGUGGAUGGUGGUGUGAUCACUCUUGUAAUACCAUGUGUAGUUUGACGUCACCAUAUAAUGGCAGUCCUUAUUAUUUUGGAUGGGACUGUGCUUCUGAAUUCGAAGCUAAUGCACGUUUACUGAGUGCAAAGAUGAUGAUCAGAUUUAUCUAGUUAAAUUUUGUGAUAUGUGUAAAUCUUUCUGAAUUUUACUCAACGUUUUAUAGUUCCUUGCAUUUAGGUACGUCUUGAGAAACUUUAGUUGUUCUUG
Molecule: messenger RNA, 710 nt
Organism: Saccostrea cuccullata (small rock oyster)
Lineage: Eukaryota; Metazoa; Mollusca; Bivalvia; Ostreida; Ostreidae
Product: angiopoietin-1-like
Exons: 4
Coding region: 35-613 (192 amino acids)
Source: RefSeq, a predicted model, not a curated record